Molecule: messenger RNA, 954 nt
Organism: Ophidiomyces ophidiicola
Lineage: Eukaryota; Fungi; Ascomycota; Eurotiomycetes; Onygenales; Onygenaceae
Product: H/ACA snoRNP pseudouridylase subunit
Exons: 4
Coding region: 1-954 (317 amino acids)
Cellular component (GO): cytosol
Molecular function (GO): aldose reductase (NADPH) activity
Source: RefSeq, a predicted model, not a curated record
AUGAUCACAAUCACAGACACCCGCUUUACGCUGAAUACCGGCGCCGAAAUCCCGGCCCUGGGGCUAGGCACCUGGCAGUCUCCACCUGGCAAGGUCGAGGCCGCCGUCUACCACGCGCUCAAGGUUGGGUACAGACAUAUCGAUGCGGCGCUCUGCUACCAGAACGAACAGGAGGUCGGCAAGGGCAUCGCGCAGGCAAUCCGGGACAACAUCGUGCGGCGCGAGGAGAUCUUCGUGACGACCAAGCUCUGGAACACCUACCACCGCCGGGUGGAGGAGGGCCUGGACGCCAGCCUAAAGAAUCUAGGGCUGGCGUAUGUCGACCUGUUCCUGAUGCACUGGCCCGUGGCGAUGAACCGGAACGGUAACCACCCGCUCUUCCCCACGCUGCCGGACGGCUCGCGUGACCUCGACCGCCCGCGCUCACACGUCGACACCUACCGGGAUAUGGAGAAGCUGCCGCGCACGGGCAAGACGCGGGCCAUCGGUGUGUCCAACUACAGUGUGAAGUACCUGCAGGAGCUGCUGGCGCGCGUCGCGACCGUGCCCGCCGUCAACCAGAUCGAGAACCACCCACUGCUACCGCAGCAAGAGAUCGUCGACUUCUGCCGCGCCCGCGGCAUCGUGGUCACCGCAUACAGCCCGCUGGGCAGCACGGGCGGGCCGCUGAUGAGCAACGAGUCCGUCGUCGAGGUGGCGAAGCGCAAAGGUGUCGCGGCGGCGACAGUAUUGUUGAGCUGGCAUGCGGCCCGUGGGUCGUGCGUUCUGCCGAAAUCCGUCACGCCGGCGCGCAUCGAGGCGAAUCUCCGGUUGGUCCAGUUGGACGAUGAGGACAUGGCCACCAUUGCGAAAUUCACCAAGCAGUCUGUGUCGCGCAACGGGUAUACGCGAUAUGUGUAUCCGUCGUUUGGCGUUGACUUCGGCUUCCCCGACAAAGUUAUCAAGAGGAGCUGA